CCUGUCACGUUUGGCCGCGGGGGACCGAGAGGGGAAGUGCACGCGUGGAGACGCGGACGCCGGGAGCAUGGGGAAGAGACUGGGCAGCGACGUCAGAUCCUCGGGGGCGGCGGCCGCGCGGGGGGCAGUUUUUGAGACAGUGUCCUUGAGUUCAGACUCUCUCUUCCAGAGGGCAGUUUCAAUUCUUCAUACUUCUUACUUGGACUCUGCAUCUGAGCAUGGUUUUCAGUACAGUCAAGUGACUUUGGUGAAAAAUGACAUUUUCUUAAAUGAGUACAAAACUUUUUACCAAGAAAAAAAAGCAAGUAAUUAUACUCAGGAAGAACUUCAAGAGACUUAUGGGUUUCUUCUGUUUGAAACUGAAAAUCAGGCAAAGUCAGUAUGUCAGCGCGGACUCUGUGUGGGCUGCAGUACUGUUACCACGCUUGGUGACCCAGCCAAAGGUGUGUAUAUUUCCAAAUACUCAGACUGUCUUCAUGCAAGACCAUGGUAUCAUGGGAAGUCUGGUUAUGUUGUAAUUUUUAACCUAAUUAAGGGAAGAGUCAAGUUUGUGUCUGAGAAUUAUACCACUAACUAUACUAGCCCAUCUUCUGGCUAUGAUUGCCACGUGGCUGCAAAUACUAACAAGGUUUCUCACAAGACGAGUCAUUUUCGCGCAUUUGAACUGAGUCAGUAUUACCUCUAUGAAGUUUCAGGCAGCUCGGUUACUGAGCGACCCAGGCAGGUCUGUCCCUACAUUAUCGUAGCUUUCCACUACAGGGAGCCUAAAACAAUGGCAGCAUCAGCCCAUAAAAGCAUAUUUGAACUCGGUGAAAAUGCUCUGUCCUCUUCGUGGCAAGGCAAAUUAAUUGUUCAAGGCUAUUUGCUGUGUGAUAUAACUCUUUGGUCCUCUGACGGUACAGCUGUUCCAACACAAAUACCACACGAACUAGAUUUUAAGUAUGUAAUGAAAGUGUCAUCUUUGAAGAAAAAACUACCAGAAGCUGCCUUUAGAAAACAGAAUUACCUGGAACAAAAAGUCUGUUGCCGAGAUUUGUGCUUCAGGAUGUAUGAGGUGGAGCUGGCGAACAAAUGCGGGGGAAAAGUAGAUAAACUAACAGAGUACAUCAAAAAUAAGCAAUUGGCAAUCAUCAAAUGCUUAAAAGAUCGGGGGCUUUUCAUCUUAUUUACCUCAUCAGCCUUAAUACCAGAAACAAAUUUUAGAGAUGAGCAGAUGGGUCUGCGUGGGUUACAUUUAUUCCAUCCAUCCCUUCCAGCAGGGCUGAAAGAAUUGAAAGGUGAAGAUGACAUCUCAUCGAAGGUGACACCUAUUAUACCUGCCCUUAAUUGUGCCCUGUUAGAAGCAAAGAAGUCAUUUACUGAAGAAGGAGUCUGUCCAAACACAUUAGUAAAGCAUAGUUUCCAAGAACUGUACAAGGCAGACAAAGGCCCUCCGUUGACCGCUGCUUCCCAAGAUGGAAUUCAAGAGACUGCAUUCUUUGGCCAACUGUCCAAUGGCUUUGACUUGGUUCCUCCAGCAGAAAAGUGCCCUUUACAGUCUUUAACUCAGUUGAAGUCUUAUUUUUCAGAUCCCAGUGGGUACGUUUUGGAAGUGUCUGCUGCGUUAGAUUUCUUGGCAGAGCGUCCUCCGUCCCCUUGCAUCUCAGAUGGAGUUUGUGAUGCCGGGUUUUCUUUAGUUAUGACUCCAGAUCCUGAAUUUCUUGACUCCGAGGUGGAAGUAAGAAAAGAAACUGAAACCAAAAAGAAUCCUGAAGAAAUGUUUAAAGCCAGGCGGGGAGCUCUGGUUCCGUUAAGUGCAGCAUCAAACCUGAGAGUUCAGCCUAAGAGAAAGGCAAGCACGCCGCCUGCUGUGCAGAGCAAAAGGGUGAACUUGUGCCGUCCCUUCCCCAAAAGAAAUCCCGCCGGAGCGAGCAAGGGUUCGAGCUCUCCAACAACUCUCAAGUUAGUUAAAGGACCGUUGCUUCCCAAAAGAAAAAGAGGUGCUGACGUGCUGGCUGCACACUUUGUACAGACAACCAAAUUGGAUAGGAAAAACCAAGACGCUCCCAUUUCUAAUGAUGCUCCAGUGGCAACGAAUGCUAAAAGGGCAAGGAAACAAGAGAAAUCUCCAGUCGAAACUGUUCCGAGGCCUAAGCCACCCGUGAAGAAAUCUCCACAAAAGCAGAGGGUAAAUCUAGUAAAAGGCAAUCAGAAUCCCAGAAUCAGGAGGCAGCCACAACCUGCAAAAGGAGAAGCUGGUUCACAGCUUCCAUCAGAAAUCUCGUCGGUUGGCCGGGAGGAUGUUACUAGCACCGAGGCAGCUCCAAUGGAAGACAGCUCGGUGGCUCCGAGAGAUCUGCCUGAGAACUCCAUGGUCACCUGUGACUCCCAAGCCCUGAAUAUGCUAGCUGACCUAGCACUGAGUGCCGCUACUUCUGCCAUGCCACCGUCUGAGCCCAGACACCUGCCCUGCUCCUCUGAAUCACCGCAAAACGAUGCUUUGCUUUCUAAAGAACAUUCUGUACGUGGUACAUCUGACCAUGAGUAUCACAGAGGAGUUAAAAAUCAAAAAGGUACACUGUUACCUAAGCCCGCCUCUGAGAAGAAGAGUAGUCCGGCGUGCGACUGCCCGGUGAGCCAAGAGGAGGAGAGCUUGGCUCCCGCCAGUCCGGCCCCCGUGGCAGUCCCAUCAGCCCUUCCCGAGGAGACACUAGAAACUCAUGAUGCAAGCCAAAGCUCUUUUGUUGCUGUGGAACAUUCCUAUGCCCUGCUCCUUGCGGAGCAUUCGAAGAGAUAUCUACAGCAGAGAGGGAUCCCCAGCCCUGCCUUCACCAAGAACGGCCCCAAAGGCCCUGAAGCGGGAACCCCAGUGGGGAAAGUGAUGCCGUUCCGGCACCAGCAGAGCACCUCCCCACUGCAGAAGCUGUGCGAGGACCCGGCGCUCAAGCGCAGGAAUAGGCUGCUGUCCUCCAGCCUGAGAGACUCCCAUUGCUCUCAUACCGUGUUCAGCUGUGACGGCUCCUAUAAGGUCACUUUCAAAUGUGACACAGAAUAUGUAUUCAGCUUGGACAGCAAAUAUACCAACAACCCCCUGGAGAAGACCGUCAUCAGAGCACUACAUGGGCCCUGGAACGCUGACUUGCCUGACAACGUGGAGGAAGUGAAGCUUUUACUGCACAUGUGGGUGGCUCUGUUUUACAGCAAUCAGAACAAAGUCCUCCGGUCAUCCCGAAAAGUGGUAGAACACAGCAACCCAGCAAAAUAUGUGUCUAUAAAUAGCACAUUAGAGUCUUUUGAAUUCAGUGAAAUCGAGGAGUCCUCCAGCGUGGAAAGAUGUUCUGUAGACCCUCUGUUGGAGACCAGCGAAACUCCCAGAGGUCAUGCUGCCGAUGUGUCCUUCCCCGACACGGACUCCUUGCUUCCCUUCAUGAAACCACCACCCGCAGGAGGCUUGGAGUUCUGGGUACAGAAUGAACAGAAAGACAUGUUUGCCAGAGAAGGUCAUCCAGAUCCCCCAGAAAGCCAGAAUUUCAUUUAUUCUUGUCAUAACGAGAUUAUUGGGGAAGAAGCUGAACGAGGCCCAUCAGAUAAGCUGGAGACUUCCAGUCUUGUUCUUGCUAGUACUGGAAGUACCCAAACUAAUGGACCUGCCAUUCCCGGCGAAGACAAAACCUUUGAGCCACUUGAUAGCACAGGAGUGACUUACAACGAUACGGUCCCACAGACCACAUUCAGCAGGACUUACGAUGGGCUCGGCGGUCCGCCAGUGAUCUGUCGGAAAUCUGCGUACGGCGCCCAUGACAGCGCGGGGGAUGUCUUCCAUGCAGCGGUGCAAACAGAACCCAGUGCUCUCCAGGGCCUCAUCCGGCAGAGCAGCCCCCUGAGCGGAGACUGUCAGCCUGCCCUGGAGAGGAAGGAUGAUCCAGAGUAUGUGAUGAUUAAUCUGGAACCAGUUACCUUCACUUUUGGAAAAAAUACCUACGUCCCAGUACAGACAGACGUUGUAAAUGCAGGCUGCGAACCGACAGCCUUUCAUCCGGAGUGGAUUACACCAGUGUCACCUGCCGGGAGUCUGAGGCGUCCUGCGCCUGCUUUUGAAAAGGCACAAACACAAGGCCUUAGGGACGGUCCCUCUCCCACAGCGUCCAAGCAGAAAGGUACUAAGUACCUUUGCGCCUCCUCACUCAGCAAAGAGGUACCUGCAGAAGAAAUGUGUUCGCUGCGAAAAGAGAUUCCCGUUCCAUCCGGCAGCUCGGUGGUGGCGGAGGCGUUGUCAUCCGUUGAAGGUUCUAAUUAUCCGUCACCCGGAGAAGAGACGAAGCCCUCUCAAGAGCUUUUCCUGCACACCCCGAGUCUCCUUGGCAUAUCUGCGGAAGAGAUCAUAGAGCCGUCCCAGGUGGAAGACGCAGUCUCGCCAGCCACCUCUGCCGCCUUGGGACACGGUUCCGCGCGUGACCGCGCUCCGCCGGCGGGUGGCGCCGCAGACGGCUCCUCAGAGCCGGUGCGUGACGGGCGUGGGCUGAAGAGUGAGCAGAGGAACUUUGAAUCCUUUCGUACCGCCUUUACCAAACAAACCUGCCUCUCGGGGAGCAGAGAGGAGGCCAGCCUGGAGUUCUCUGAGGAGGAUUCCGACAUCGACCUCACUCUCACGGUAUCGCCGCCCACCAGCCCCAGAGAAGAGGUGCCGGCCGGGGGACCGGGGGAGGCCCCCAUGGCAAGUUUGGAACUUCAGGACGCGACUGAAGAGAUCAUUGGGCCAGAAGAGGUGACUCUCCUAGAAGACCCAGAGGUAGAUUCUGCGAAUUAUACCUCCAUGUUCCCUACGAUGCCUGAGAAGUCGUUAGAAAGUAAGGAGAGAAAAGGUGAUAAUUUACAAACCGUUACCUUAAUACUUUCUAAAGAAACUUGCGCCCUUGAGAUCGCAGAGGAGGUGAAUGUCACCUCAGACUUUCCUUUUGCUUCUUUAAUUGAAGAAGUGUCACCAGCUUCCAGUCCUGACCGCCAAGAUUCAGUCGAAGCAGCACAUCGACCUCAGGCCUUGUCUCUGUGUGGUCUGCAGCUGGCCAGUACACUGGGUGAGGGAAAUGACCGAUUCUCCCAGAUCGAGUCUGUAAACUUGGCCUUGACGGAGAAAGAACAUUCUUUUGUUGGUCCUACUCAUCCUGUGGGACAAGAUAACUUACGUGGAGUACAACAGAUGCAGCUCUGUGCUGAGAUGCCUGUCGUAGGAAGUAAGCAUCCAGAAAGAAGAGAUGGCUGUCUGACCCUGCCUGGUGAACUAACUGAGGAGAUUGGCCCAGGGGAGCAUGGCGAGGGUCUCUCUUUCUCAGAAAAGCUGCCGUUCUGUGCUGCGGAGCUGAGCCAGCCUGCCUCAGCUGCCAGAUACGGAGAGGAUGUCAAGCUUUCUCUAGAAAAACUGGUGCCAUCAGGAAACCCACUGCAGCCAGUUAGCGUACAAAACAGGAAUUUCAGUUCUCUUGUCUUGGAGACCAGUGAGCCUCCACGUAGUCCUACAGAGAUGAUUGAAAAUAAGUCUUUGGCGGACACGUUUGUUUCUACAACUGCUCCAAGUGGUACAGUGAAUGUGGCACUAAAAGAGCAGACCGGCCCUGAAAGUACUAGGAAUCAUCUCUUCAGCGGUGGUGUGAAGACAGAUGAAGGCCUUUACCUGCAGGCUCGGUCCUUGAGCUCUUGCUCAGCUGGCGGGGCUGAUACACAGACGCGUGGGCACUCAGAGAGCCCCAGACUGGCUUUUCCCUCAGAUGGGGCUGCCUUACCCCACUGUCUCAGACCCACGGACACAGAGACCGGGGUCCAGACACAGGAAAUCUCAGUGGUCAAAAUGGCCAGUUUGCUUAAGAAUAGUGAUGCUGAGGCCAGGUUCCAUGAAGAGGCCACAGAUCUAGGAGGUGUUGACUCCCAGUCUAGCGCCACGUCUCCGGAAGACAAACCAGACCCAGUUCAUGUGCUGCAAGAUAGGGCAGUGUGUGGAACAAAAGAUCUGCUGGACGCUGGGCUUUUCCCCAUGUGUGUACCUGCGGAUUCAUACCAUAAAACAGCCAUCACUGGUGAAAAUACCAGUAGAGAGCCUUGUGCUUCCGUUGUUCCCCCGACUUGUGCCCCUCUUGUUUGUGGAGUCUCUGAAGAGCAGACAGCAAGUCAGGGCUCUGGUGAGGGGCUCAGAGCCGAGGAGGACUCGGGGACCGUGGGUAGAGAUGUGGAUGUCAGUGUGAAUUCUGAGAUCCAGUAUGAGCCGCUUUCUGGAGAGUCUGAUCAGGACUCUUGUGGGGGCUGUAGAAAUCCCAAAUCAGAGGUAGAGAGUUCCUGCCCUUUGAGGUGUAGUCAAACCAAGAAAGAAGAAGAUACUUCGAAAGAUGAUUAUGACUCUUUCCCGAGCCUAAAUAACAGUGAUAAUGAAGAGUGGGGCUACUCUCCCCCUGCCCCAGGGCUGGAGACGGGCACUGCUCCCAGACACUGGCUCUUUGGGUUCAAGAAAGAAGACAGGUAUGUGCCCUCGUAUAUCCAGAUCCGAGACCUCCACGGCAUCCCCAGGACUUACGCUAAUUUCACCGUAACUAAAUUGCUGACAGAUACCACGAGAACUUUGCACAGCCUGAGGCGGCACCCCAAUUUCACUGCAAAGUGUGGCUUGCUCAGCUCCUGGACAAACACCUGGCAGGUGGCAGAUGACCUCACCCAGAACACUUUGGAUCUGGAGUAUCUGCGUUUUGCACAUAAGCUAAAACAGACCGUGAAGAAGCGAGAUUCUCAGCCUUCUGCCUCCUCCACCAGUAUCUUUGCAAAGGAGGCCCCUCUCCAGAUGGGUGCUGGAGCUUUCCCUCUGACAAGAGUCCCUGAGUCCCCGGCUCCGCAGCUCGCGUCCCGCAGCCGGAGUCCCCUUGUGGUAACGGUGGCGCACUUGGGCGCCGGGCAGCGGAGCCCGCGCGGGAGAGGCCGCGCGCCGGGCAGUUGGGACGGUUCUUCCUUGUGGAGGGAGAGCGGUGGCCCCGGUAGAAAGCCGCGAGCAGAUUCCGAGAGAAACCAGGCGGCUUCGUUCCACCUCAACAGGCUGAGGUACAACACCAAUUUCAGAGAAUCCCGGAACGAUAUUUCACUUAUCCUCAGCGAAUACGCCGAGUUCAACAAGGUGGUGGCGAAUAGCAAGGCGGCGCUUUUCCCCGACAGGGAGUGCGGCGGGGCCCCUGGGGAGGCCGCCCCUCGCGAGCCGCGCGCCGCCUUCCCGCAGGCGGCCUCCUACGAGGACCUGGUCGCGGACCUGUGCGCCAGCCUGCACGUCAGACUGAUGAGCGUGGUCAAGGCGGCCUGUCGGAGCCCCUGCCUCUUCUACCUCGCGGAGACCGGAGACCCGUCGUUCUCUGUGAGAACAAAGAGCAUCCUGAGGAAAGGGGGCCACACGGAAAUUGAACCUCAGCAUUUCUGUCAGGCCGUCCACAGAGAGGAUGACACACUCCUGGUCAUCAUCAGAAAUGAGGAUACAGCGUCGCGCCUGCACCAGAUCCCCUUCCUGCUGAAGCUGAAGCACUUCCCCAGCGUCCUCUUCGCGGGAGUGGACGGCCCCGAGGACGUGCUCGAGCACACCUACCAGGAGCUCCUCCAGACGGGCGGCUUCGUGGUCUCGGACGACAAGAUCCUAGAAACCAUGACAUUAGCUCAGCUGAAGGACGUGGUCAGGACCCUGGAGAAGCUGAACAGAAACGGGAGGUGGAAAUGGCUGCUUCACCACAGGGAAAACAAGAAGCUAAGAGAAGACACCAGAGUGGACUCGGUCGCACGCAGGAAGAACUUAAUCCUGAAAUCCUGUCAGAGCGCAAAUCUCAUCGAACCACUUCCUUACCACCAGUGUGACUCCCGAGCACCCACGAAAGCGGAACAUUUAAAAUGCCUGCUAAACCUGCAAGUCCAGCACGUCCACGCCCGGUUCGCCGUCUUCCUAACAGAAAAGCCAACUGUUUCCAGAGAAGUCUUUGAAAAUGGUGGCAUCCUUGUUACAGAUGUAAAUAACUUCAUUGAAAACAUACCAAAAAUAGCAGCUCCGUUUAAGAGCAGCUAUUGGUAAGGACACCUUCCAGAACUCUCCUGUGUUUACGGGGCAUGACAGACACUGACAUUUGCGUCUGAGGAAAGCUGUUGUUGGCGAACUGCUCUUCACCUUCCACAUCAUGCUGUAAAUUUUCGGUCUGUGUUGGGGCGGAGUUGCUGUCGGUUUGGCCUAAGUGGGAAUUUCGGAAGGGGCCACCUGCUUCAGAGUAGCCCGUUUCCUCUGAAGGACACCAGUCGUCACCCGCAGUUCACCUUGUUCCCAGGACGGAAGAGAACAUGCAUAAGUCCCCGUGAGACGGCCUCCUUGUUCUAAAAACCUUUCUUGAUUGUUCUAUUUAAAGAUGCAAUCAUCAGUUUUGUCUUCGUCCAGGUGAUGAGCGGGUCUAGACUGCGCCGCUGCCGCCAACCAGUUCCGUUUCCUUUUACUUGAAAACUUUUUAGACAAACAGCAGGUUUCUCAUAUUUGAAAAAUCACUGUUCUCCAACUUGAGAAUUUUCCUUCAUUUCUUUACACCUUGUAAAAUCUCGGCCUUCGUUCACAGCGGGACGCCAGCUGUCCAAGAGCGUUCGGCUGCAGUGGUCAUAUUGAUUUAAAUUAUUUUCCAUUUUUGCAGAGAGCCUUCAAAACUAUUAAUUAAGCUCACUGUGAAAAAGAAUUUUACAAACACGUUUACUUAGUUGUAGCAAAAAUAAGUCUAUUUUAACAGAUAGCUUUGUUUUUGCAUGUUCCCGUCUGAAAGGCGUAGGUAGUGCAUGUUACAGUUUGUGUUACAGGCUUCACCGCCCUCGCCCUCGGACAAGCCGGGAUCUCGCGCGGCGCGCACGCGGGUGUUCUAGCAACACUACAGUAAGUUCUGUUACAGAUCCGUAAACUUGUCAGUUUCCACUUGCUCGCAUUUUGUAAAUACCGCACUACAAAAAUCAACCCUCUAAGGAAGAAAAUCUUUUAUUUAUGGUAUUAAAUAAUUUCUACCGUAAUCUUUGAACUCAAAACCAAGCAAAAAAAUGUAGAUACAUAGUAUCUAUUUGGAACAAAUUUUUGUAACUAAUUUGUUUCAUUUUUUUAAAUAAAGACAACUAAAAAAUCAA
Enhydra lutris kenyoni (northern sea otter) is the source of this 9129-nucleotide messenger RNA. It is a transcript of the gene TASOR2, whose product is annotated as family with sequence similarity 208 member B. The transcript is spliced from 23 exons. Gene Ontology annotation, cellular component: nucleoplasm. Lineage: Eukaryota; Metazoa; Chordata; Mammalia; Carnivora; Mustelidae. The record is from RefSeq and is a predicted model, not a curated record. Gene Ontology annotation, biological process: negative regulation of gene expression, epigenetic. Bases 68 to 8056 code for a protein of 2662 amino acids.